Molecule: messenger RNA, 1606 nt
Organism: Larimichthys crocea (large yellow croaker)
Lineage: Eukaryota; Metazoa; Chordata; Actinopteri; Sciaenidae
Gene: ifng1
Product: interferon gamma 1
Exons: 4
Coding region: 177-779 (200 amino acids)
Biological process (GO): immune response
Cellular component (GO): extracellular region
Molecular function (GO): type II interferon receptor binding
Source: RefSeq, a predicted model, not a curated record
CGCACCAUCAGUCAGACAGUCAGACAGUCAGACAGUCAGACAGUCAGACAGGCGUUUGAAUCGACCCCGGACCUCCACGCCGCUCCGAAAGGGAUUCAAACCGACAUCCACGCCAGACUCCGGACAAACUUUGGGAAUCGAACUUGCAAACGGUUUUGAUACUAAGUGGCGUUACAAUGGUUGCAAUAGUGAGGGCAGUGGUUUGUCUGUCUCUGUGGCUGGCUGUGUGUCAGGUCAGAGGCUUCACCAUCCCCGCGGAGAUGAACAGAACCAUCCAGAGCAUCCUGGACCACUAUAACGUUCGAACGAGACUGAUUUUCGACGGGAAGCCGGUCAUCCCCAAAGAAAUGAUGCCUGAACACCUCGAGGCAAAGAAAACGGUCAUGGGCGGCGUGUUGAACAUGUAUGAGAAGCUCAUCAACCAGAUGUUGAAGGGCCUGUCCACCCCGAGUCCCCCAACGACUGGAAGCACCGAGACCGCCAGCGAUCCUCAGGUGGAAUCAAACGGAGAGGUCAGGAAGGAGCUGAACUACAUCCUGAGUAAGAUCAAGGACCUGAAGAAAUACCGUUACAAGGAUCAGGAGCCUGAGAAGGUCCUGGAGGGACUGCAUCGCCUCAAACACAUCCAGAUGAAUGACUCUGUCGUUCAGUCUAAAGCAUUGUGGGAGCUGUCGGGCAUCUACGAGGAGGCGAGCUCGCUGUCCAACAGCACCAGGAAGGAGAAGCAGCGACGACGGCGGCAAGCACGGAAGGCGAACAGAAACCACCUGAGAGGCUGAACAACACCAAACAGGACAGCCAAAUCCAAACCAGCGUGCCAGCUUUUUACAGAUUAUUUUUUAAUGAGAUUAUGUCUUAUAUAUAUCUCUAUAUAUAUAUAUAUUUAUAACAAUGAUAAAUGUGGUAAAAAUAUGAUAAUUUAAAGGGGGUUUGGGGUUCGAUACUUGAAAUCAGCACGGCGGUUUGCUGAUAACUAAUCGUGUUUACUUCAUCAAUCACAGUAUCAAUCUAUCGACGAGACCUGGAAAUACUUGAUUUUUAAGCUCAGAUAAAAUGACCAUAUCUUUAAUUGUCAGCAGGGUUUAAAUGAUGCACUCUGAUUGGACGCUGGUGGAGAUGUGGGCGGUGCCAGAUUGACAGUCCGGCUCCAGAAGUGAGUCGGUCUCCAUAAGUCCCCAUGUUUCACCUUUUUCCCCUCGAUGUUUGACGUCCCCAGAAACCCAAAAUCCCGAAAGGGAAUUAAAAUUUGAAGCUCUCUGAUUGGCCUCCACCCACGCCUCCACUGUACCGCUGAAAGGAAGUGGUGAUGAUGAUGAUGAUGAUGAUGAUGAUGAUGAUGAUGAUGAUGAUGAUGAUGUUUACAGUCCAAAGUUUCAUGCUGACGUACAUUCAGGUUCUUCUGCAGCUGUCGUACCAGUUUACGACUCUUUUUGUAUUUUUAUAACGUGUUUUAGUUUUCUAAUUUAUUUUAAUUUUAAUUUAACGUAUGUAUUUAAUAUUGAAUCACUGUGACUGAUUGUUGGUAAUUUAUUGAUUGUGUUAAUUUGUAUUAAUUUAUUGACUGGCACAUGCAGGCAAAUGCAAUUAAAAAACAUGAUGAACUUCA